AUGUUGUCCCUUCACAUUUCAUCAUACUCAACGCCAUCAGGCUACAAACUUUCGGAACUUCCAAUUCCCAAAAUUCGCGGCGACACAGACGUUCUUAUCAAGGUCUUUGCCGCGAGUAUCAACCCGAUCGACGUUAAAAGAGCCGGUGGGGCGCUCAAACCGGUGGUCAAAGACUCUUUCCCAUAUAGGAUUGGCUACGAUGCUGCUGGCGUGGUUACUGAAAUUGGAAAGAAUGUUUCGCGAUUAAAAGUUGGGGUUGCAGUUUACGUCAGACUGCCGGAGAUCAAUCGAGGCUCAUGCAGCGAGUAUGUGACAUGCUCGGAGGAACAGAUUGGCCUCAAACCUCCUUCAAUGUCCUUUGAAGAGGCAGCUUCAGUCCCCCUAGCAGCCAUGACAGCGCUCCAGGCCCUCAGAAAGUACGGCGAUCUUACUGGAAAGACCGUUUUCGUGCCUGCUGGAUUGAGUGGCACAGGUCUAUUUGCGUGUCAACUAGCCAAACAUGUGUUUCGCGCAAGUAAAGUAAUUUGCACAGUCUCAACCUCCAAGAUACCCCAGGUGAAAGAGCUUCUGGGCGAAGGAACUGUCGAUCAGAAACAAGUUAUCGAUUAUACCAAGUCCGACCCGAGAGAUGUCAUUGAAAAGGGCUCAGUGGACUUUCUUUUCGACACCGUCGGUCUUGCCAUGCAAUACUUGUGCCUCAUGAAGCCAAAAUCAAGCCGCAUCGUGUCUGUUUCCACUACGCCGUCAGCAAAUGUGCUGCAGAACUCUUCACUGAUGAGGAUGGCUCACAAUCCCACGAUUCCACCUUAUGUCCGGCCUGCUUUGGACAUCAUGGAUUACAUUCGCAAGUUCAGAGCGGGGCGCUACGGGGCCGAGUAUGAGUAUAUGAUUUUGGAGUCGAGCGGCAAGGAUCUGGAUGAACUUAGGGGAUAUGUUGAAGAUGGAAGGCUCAGGACAGUUGUGGGCACAAUUGUUGAGAUUCAAGAUCUAGAAGCGGUUCAAAGGGCGUGUCAGGUCGUUUAUGAUGGAAAAGGCGGUCUUGGGAAACUCGUGAUUCGGGUUGCUCGCACCGAGAGCUCAUGA
Molecule: messenger RNA, 1083 nt
Organism: Penicillium odoratum
Lineage: Eukaryota; Fungi; Ascomycota; Eurotiomycetes; Eurotiales; Aspergillaceae
Product: NADP-dependent oxidoreductase
Exons: 5
Coding region: 1-1083 (360 amino acids)
Cellular component (GO): mitochondrion
Molecular function (GO): oxidoreductase activity
Source: RefSeq, a predicted model, not a curated record